Chaetura pelagica (chimney swift) is the source of this 378-nucleotide messenger RNA. RefSeq names its product visinin-like. The transcript has a single exon. The record is from RefSeq and is a predicted model, not a curated record. NCBI's taxonomy places the organism in Eukaryota, Metazoa, Chordata, Aves, Apodiformes, Apodidae. The annotation marks the transcript as partial. Gene Ontology annotation, molecular function: calcium ion binding.
AUGGGCAACACCCGCAGCGGGGCCCUGUCCAAGGAGCUCCUGGCCGAGCUCAAGGCCUCCACACGCUACUCGGAGGAGGAGCUGGUCCGGUGGUACCGGAGCUUCCAGCUCCAGUGCCCGGACGGGCGGAUCCGCCGGGACGAGUUCGAGAAGAUCUACGGGACCUUCUUCCCAGACUCCGACCCCCAGGGCUACGCCCGCCACGUCUUCCGCUCCUUCGACACCAACGAGGACGGGACCUUGGACUUCAGGGAAUACAUCGUGGCCCUGCACUUGACCUCGUCCGGGAAGACCCACCUGAAGCUGGAAUGGGCCUUUUCCCUGUUCGACGUGGAUCGGAACGGGGAGGUCAGCAAGGGGGAGGUGCUGGAGAUCCUC